AUGCCGAGGUAUACGGAAACAGAUUUUGAAGAUCACAUCGAAGGAUACCUGAAUCAGUCUGGCUACCGGUCGCUACAAUCCACUGACUAUGAUAAAUCCCUCUGCUUAAUACCCAAUGAGACGCUGAAGUUUAUUCAGGACACGCAACCGGAAGAAUAUCAGAAACUGGAACGUCAGCAUGGGGAAGACACACCCCAAAAACUCACGCUCCGUAUCAGCAACCAGAUUAAGAGUCGAGGUGUGCUGGACGUGCUGCGGAAAGGCGUUAAGGAUCGGGGCUGUUCCUUUGAUUUGACCUACUUCCAGCCGUCAAGUGGCAUGAACCCCACCCAUAAAAAACUUUACAAUCAGAACCGAUUCUCCCUCAUUAGACAACUGCAUUACUCACAGCGAAACGAAAAAUCGCUCGAUAUGACGUUGUUCCUCAACGGUCUGCCGUUAGUGACAAUGGAACUGAAGAAUAGCCUCACUGGACAGACGGUGACGGAUGCAGAGAAACAGUACGCACAGACCGAGAUCCGAGAGAGCCGUUGUUCCAAUUCAAGCGAUGGUGGCAAGACACGCUUCUUUCCGUUUAACAAGGACAUCGAAAACCCUGUGAAUCCGGACGGUCACAAAACCGCCUACCUAUGGGAGGACAUCCUACAGCCCGAUAACCUCAUGGAGUUAAUCAACAACUUUAUCCAUGAGCAGGAGACCACAGAAAAGGUCUACGAUCCCCGAAUCGGCGGGGUAAAAGAUGUGAAGCACCGCGUGCUCGUUUUCCCGCGAUACCAUCAGCUGGAUGUAAUCCGUAAAUUGAAAGCGGCUAUCGUAGAAGCAAAAGGUGUCGGGCAUAACUACCUCAUCCAACACACCACCGGGAGCGGCAAAUCGAAUUCCAUCGCAUGGUUGGCGCACCUACUGACCCAUCUGUACCGCUCCCCGACUGAUACAAAUCGGAUUUUCGCUUCUAUAAUUGUCGUGACAGAUCGGCGCGUGCUUGACAAGCAGCUGCAGGAGACAAUCAAGCAGGUGGCACAGGUUGACGGCGUGGUGCAUCCCGUUGAUGAAACUUCGGCACAACUCAGGGGUUACCUCGAAUCCGGCAAAGACAUCAUCAUCUCGACGAUUCAGAAGUUCAGUGUGAUUGCAGAGGAGAUCGGCAAACUCAAAAGUAAGACCUUCGCCGUGAUUAUUGACGAAGCGCACUCUUCACAGAGCGGUGAAUCUGCAAGGAAUCUCAGGAUUUCGCUCUCUCAAGGGAUUGAGCUGGGCGUAACAGAAGAUGAUGCCGACGAAGUAUCCGAUAUAGAUGCUCGGAUUAUUGAGGAGAUGGAACAGCGCAGAAUGCAGGAUCAUAUCUCCUAUUUCGGUUUCAGCGGCACACCGAAAAACAAGACCUUAGAACUGUUCGGACGGAAGGACGCAGAAGGAAAAUUUAUCCCUUUCCACGUUUAUUCAAUGCACCAAAGCAUCAGCGAAGGCUUUACACUGGACGUGCUGCAGAACUAUACCACCUUUAAGAGAUAUUUUGAGUUGGUCAAAAGUGUGCCGGAGGAUAACGAGUACGAGAAGGCGAGGACGCUCCGGACACUGACCAAUUACGUUGACCUGCAGCACCACAGCAUUGAGAUCAAGACCCGGAUUAUGUUAGAACACUUCACCGCACGCACCGCAAAGACGAUUGAAGGGAAAGGGCGGGCGAUGUUAGUCACGCCAUCCCGACUGCACUGCGUCAGAUACAAGUUAGAGUUUGAUAAGCAGAUGAAGGAAAUGGGGCUGUCCUACGGGUGUCUGGUAGCGUUCAGUGACACUGUCCACGACACCGACAACGGGCAGGACUAUACGGAGAAUGGAAUGAAUGCGUUACCCCCAAGCACUUCAAUUGCGGACAGUUUCAAGGAUCCGCAGUAUCGGAUUCUAAUUGUCGCGAGCAAGUUCCAGACCGGUUUUGAUGAGCCGAUGCUACAGACGAUGUACGUCGAUAAGCGAUUAGACGGGCUGCAAUGUGUCCAAACCUUGAGCCGCCUGAACCGCGUCGCCACCGGCAAAACCGAUACGCUGGUACUCGACUUUGUGAAUGAACCCGAGCAGGUACAAGAAGCUUUUCAGCAAUACUAUCAGACCACGACGCUUGCACAGGAGACCGACCCGAAUCGGUUGUAUGACCUACAGAGCCAGUUGGACGGUUUUGAUCUCUAUGACGAGGAGACCAUUGAGGAAUUCUGCAGUAUCUUUUACGAAUCAAGUCGACCGGAUGAAUUGCUACAGGGCAUUCUUGAUGGCGUUGUUGAGAGGUGGUCAGCACUUGAAACAGAUGACAAGGAGGAGUUUCGUUCUACCUUACAAAGUUAUAUUCGCCUCUACGGAUACAUUUCACAGUUGAUUACCUUCACCGAUGUAGCGUUGGAAAAGUUGUACGUUUUCGGUCGUAGUUUAAACAAGAAGCUCCCGAAACGGGAUCACCCUGACCUGCAAGAUGUUCAGGAAUCUGUGGACUUGGAUUCGUUUCGUGUACAGAAAAUGCAUGACAGUCUACAACUCUCCCUUGAAGCGGAGGAUAGCGAGGUCGAAGGGAUCGGCAGCGAUAUCGCUACCGUGAGAGAGCCUGAGCAGGAUUUCCUCUCCAAUAUCAUUAACGUUCUGAACAAUGCCCAUCAGACAGAUUUCACAACAGAAGAUAAGGUUGACAUUGCGACCAUUCACCAAAAAGUGCACGAAAACGAAGAACUCCGACAGGUGAUCGAAGGCGAUAAUACGGAGACCAAUAAAUGGUAUAAGUUUGAGCAGGUGGUUGAGGACAUUUUAUUAGGUUUCGUCAAUAGUAAAUUGGAGCUCUUCACGAAAUUAUCGCAACCGGAAGUCAAGGCGGAUCUCAAGCGUCAACUCUAUCAAGCCUAUCUUGAGCAACCGUCCUCGCGGGCUUAG
Geodia barretti is the source of this 2910-nucleotide messenger RNA. NCBI's taxonomy places the organism in Eukaryota, Metazoa, Porifera, Demospongiae, Tetractinellida, Geodiidae. The record is from the annotation of a GenBank genome assembly.